This is a messenger RNA of Vitis riparia (riverbank grape), 1547 nucleotides long. RefSeq names its product allene oxide synthase 3-like. Gene Ontology annotation, molecular function: heme binding; oxidoreductase activity, acting on paired donors, with incorporation or reduction of molecular oxygen; monooxygenase activity. Gene Ontology annotation, biological process: sterol metabolic process. The coding region runs from base 31 to 1494 and encodes 487 amino acids. The record is from RefSeq and is a predicted model, not a curated record. The transcript has a single exon. NCBI's taxonomy places the organism in Eukaryota, Viridiplantae, Streptophyta, Magnoliopsida, Vitales, Vitaceae.
CAUACAAACACCUUCACCUACAAUCCAAUAAUGUCUUCAUCUUCUGAUCAAAACGAUCUCAAUUCAUCCUCUUCAUUGUCUAAACUUCCAUUACGAAAUAUUCCAGGCGAUUAUGGCUUGCCCUUCUUUGGUGCAAUAAAGGAUCGUCUUGAUUACUUCUACAAACAGGGGCGGGAGGAGUUCUUCAACGCUCGAAUGCACAAGUAUCAAUCCACCGUUUUCAGAGCCAACAUGCCUCCUGGUCCUUUCAUGGCUUCCAACCCUAAUGUCAUCGUCCUCCUCGACUCCAUCAGCUUUCCCAUCCUAUUCGACACCUCCAAAGUUGAAAAGAGAAACGUCCUUGACGGCACAUACAUGCCCUCCACCGCCUUCACUGGUGGUUAUCGAGUCUGUGCAUAUCUCGACCCUUCCGAAACCAACCACGCUCUUCUCAAGCGCUUGUUCAUGUCAGCACUUGCUGCUCGGCAUCAUAACUUCAUUCCCCUGUUUCGGAGCAGCUUGUCCGAGCUCUUCACCAGCCUCGAAGAUGAUAUUUCCAGCAAAGGCGAGGCAGACUUCAAUGACAUAUCUGAUAACAUGUCUUUCAACUUCGUGUUCAGACUGUUUUGUGAUAAAUAUCCUUCAGAGACUGCGCUCGGUUCACAAGGAUCCAGUAUUGUUACAAAAUGGUUGUUCUUCCAACUUGCACCUCUCAUUACACUUGGGUUGUCCUUGUUACCAAACUUUGUAGAAGAUCUACUUCUACACACCUUUCCCUUACCGUCAAUAUUCGUAAAAUCCGAUUAUAAGAAGCUUUACCGCGCUUUUUAUGCAUCUGCGUCCUCGAUAUUGGAUGAAGCUGAGAGCAUGGGAAUUAAGAGAGAGGAAGCUUGCCAUAACCUUGUGUUUCUUGCUGGCUUCAAUGCAUAUGGUGGCAUGAAGACUUUGUUUCCCUCUUUGAUCAAGUGGGUUGGCUCAGCAGGAGAGAAGCUACACCGCGAACUAGCUGAUGAAAUAAGGACCGUUGUUAAAGCGGAGGGAGGAGUGUCAUUCGCAGCUCUUGAGAAGAUGAGUUUGACCAAGUCAGUGGUAUAUGAGGCUCUGAGGAUUGAUCCUCCGGUUCCAUUCCAGUACGGAAAGGCCAAGGAGGAUAUGGUGAUCCACAGCCAUGAUGCUGCAUUUGAGAUCAAGAAAGGGGAGAUGAUAUUCGGAUAUCAGCCAUUUGCCACCAAGGAUCCUAAAGUUUUCGAGAAUCCUGAGGAGUUCAUGGGCAACAGGUUUAUGGGGGAGGGAGAGAGACUGCUCAAGUACGUGUAUUGGUCUAAUGGACGUGAGUCAGAUAAUCCGACGGUGGAAAAUAAACAGUGUGCAGGGAAGGAUCUGGUGCUGCUGCUCUCCAGGGUAAUGCUGGUGGAGUUCUUCCUCCGCUAUGACACGUUCGACAUUGAAUCCGGAACCUUGUUGUUGGGAUCAUCAGUGACGUUCAAGUCGAUAACCAAGGCCACAUACCCUUAGCUUAUGUUUGGUUCAAAAGCACAAAGGAAAGGAAAAAGAAAAAUUAUUUUUUA